AUGGAGCAGGGAGGCUGGUGGCGGUGGCUGCUGCUGCUGGUGGGCAUCCAGCUGGCUAGUGGCCAGUGCCCAGAGCAGUGCCAGUGCGUCCGGACUGCACAGGUGGAGUGCUCCGGCGCCAGCAUCACCGUGGUCCCCAGCCCCAUCCCCACAAACGCCAUGACCCUCCAGAUCAUCAACACGCGUAUCGCCGAGCUGGGCGACGCGUCCUUUGGCAACGCCUCCCUGCUGAUCGGGCUGCGCAUCGAGAAGAACAGCCUGUCGCGCAUCAGCCCCGGGGCUUUCCAGCACCUGCCCGACCUGCGCUACCUCAGCCUGGCCAGCAACAAGCUGCAGGAGCUCCCUGUGCAGGUCUUUGAGCCCCUGGACAAGCUGGAGUCACUGCUUCUCUCCAGCAACCAGAUCCUCCAGGUUGAGCCUUCUCACUUUGCCCACCUGAGCAACCUCAAGGAGCUGCAGCUGCACGGGAACAACCUGCAGCAGCUGAAGGAGGGGGUUUUCGACCAGCUCACCAGCCUCACCAAGCUCAACCUGGCCAGGAACAACAUCGACCGCCUGCCGCCCCGGGCCUUCGAGCGGCUGGCGCGGCUGCAGGUGCUGCGGCUCUAUGAGAACCGGCUCCGGCAGAUCCCAGCGGGUGCCUUCGACGGGCUGCCAGAGCUGCAGGAGCUGGGGCUGCACCAGAACCAGCUGGAGACGCUGUCCCCGGACCUCUUCAUGCACAACGGGAACCUGCAGAAGCUCUACCUGUCCAACAACCUCCUCACCACACUGCCGAGCGGCAUCUUCUUGCCCCUGCGCGCCCUCGCCAAGAUCACCCUGCAUGUUAACCGCCUGCGGGACAUCUCUCCUGGCGCCUUUGGGCCCAUGCCUGACCUGCGGGAGCUGUGGCUCUACGAGAAUGAGCUUUCCACCCUCCCUGCCGCUGUCUUCAGCAACCUCACCCAGCUGCAGCUCCUGGUCCUCAGCAAGAACAGACUGUGCUCGGUGGCCCCGGGGGCUUUCAGGGGCUUGGGAGAGCUGCUGGAGCUGUCGCUGCACUCCAACGCCCUGCGCCACCUGGAUGCCCAAGCGCUGGAGGGGCUGCCCAAGCUGCAGAACAUCUCCCUGCACCACAACCAGCUGCAGGCACUGCCUCAGGGCCUCUUCAGGGCCACCCCGGGGCUGCGGCACCUGCAACUGCACUCCAACGCCCUGGAGUACCUGCCUGCCGGCAUCUUCUCCCCCCUGGCCGCCCUGCGGGAGGUGAAGCUGCACAACAACUCCUGGCGCUGCGACGAGGGUAUCCUGCCGCUGCGGGGCUGGCUGGAGGACAACCCCCACAAGGUGGGCGAGACACCCCCCCUCUGUGGGCCACCCCGGGGCUGCGGCACCUGCAACUGCACUCCAACGCCCUGGAUCUCCCCGCGGGAGGAGGAGAUGGAGGAAGAGGAGGAGGAGAGGGGGCGGUGGGGGCUGACGCGCAUGCAGAGUGGGGUGGUGGUGGCGGUCAUUGUGCUGGUGUGCGUGGCCCUGCUCGCUGCUCUCGUGGCACUGGUGGUCUAUGGCUAUUUCUGCCCUGCCAAGGCAGGGGAUGAGGCUCGGCUCCUUCUCCAGUACAGGUUGGUGGUCUAUGUCCUGCUGGGGCUGGGGUCCCUGCUGGUGGGGGGGCUGCCCCUGCCCUGCCCCCCCGCCUGCCAGUGCUACGACACCUCCAAAGUCUUCUGCUCGGAGGAGAGGAUGCGGGAGAUCCCGGCAGGCCUGCCAGGGAACGCCACCCAGCUCUUCUUCGUGGAGACGGCCCUGAGCAGCAUCCGCAGCGGGGCCCUGGGCUCCAGCACCACCCUCACCAAGCUGGUCUUCCUCAACAACGACAUCGAGGAUCUGGAGGCCGGUGCCUUUCGGGAGCUGCCCAGCCUCACCGAGCUGGAGGUGUCGGGCAACCCCUUGCCUGCGGUCAGCCCGGGGGUGCUGGUGGGGCUGCCCAGCCUCAGCAAGCUCUCUCUGGGUGCCAACGCCAUCCGCUCCCUGCCGCUGGGGUUCUUUGCCGCCGCCUGCCGCCUGCAGGACCUGCGCUUGCCAGGAAACAAGAUCGAGGCGCUGCCCCCCAGCAUCUUCCGCCCACUCCGGCGCCUCCAGACCCUGGACCUCUCACAGAACGUCCUGGCCGAGCUGCCAGCCGGGCUGCUGGCCCCCCUUGCUGCCCUCCGCCUCCUCAAGCUCAGCGACAACCUGCUGUCGCGGGUGCCCCCCGGUGCUUUCAGGGCACUGGGCCAGCUGGCCGAGCUCCACCUGGAUGGUAACCGGCUGGAGGAGCUGCCGGCUGGUACCUUCGCUGGGCUGGGGGGGCUGCGGCGGCUGCAGCUGCAGCACAACGCCCUGGGCAGCCUGGCCCCCGACAUCUUCGCUGGUCUCCCCAACCUCACUGUCCUCAGCCUGGAGGGCAACCGCCUGGCCACCCUGCCUGCUGCCCUCCUUGCCAGCACCCCUCACCUCCUCCACCUCUCGCUGGCCCGCAACCGGCUGGAGACGCUGCCCCAGGGACUUUUUGCCAACCUGUCGGCGCUGCAGACCCUGGCGCUCUCGCACAACGCCAUGGUCCAUCUCCCCGCCGGGGUUUUCCAGGGGCUGGCGGAGCUGGUGGCGCUGCAGCUGAGCCACAACAACCUCUCCAGCCUGCCGGCUCGGCUGCUGGCCGGGCUGCCCCUCCUGACCUCCCUGGCGCUGGACCACAACCACCUGGACCACCUGCCCCCGGGGCUCUUCGAUGCCAACGAGGAGCUGGGGAGCGUGGGGCUGGCUGACAACCCCUGGGCCUGCGACUGCCGCCUGGCCUAUCUCCUGGGCUGGCUGCAGGGCUUUGAUGAACCCCUCACCCACGUGCAAGCCUCCUGCACCAGCCCGGCCGCCCUCCAGGGACGGUCCCUGCUGGAGGUCUCCAAGGUGCGGUUGGAGUGCCCAGGAGAUCCCAGCAUCCCCCCGGAGGAGGGCUGGGAUGGGGUGCCGGGGGAAGAUGCUCCAGGGCAGUGUACCUACAGCAACCUCGAGGGCACCAUAAGCAUGGCCUGUGAUGCCACGAGCUGCCAGCGGCUCAGCCUUCACCUCCUUCCUCUUCCUCCUCCCGGGCAGGUGGUGGGGCCGGGGCUGACGUACCAGGGCGCCUGGGUGCUGCGCUCCCGCUGCGGCACACUGCAGGUCAGCGUCCUCGUCACGGUGCAGAGCGGGGAUGAGGCCAUGACAAUGUACCAGCAUUUCCUUUUCCUUUUCUUCCUCUCCUUCCAUUCCCAUAAAUGCCAAGAUCAAAUCCUGGGUGAAGAUCUGUAUGAAAUGCCUGAAGACUACCAGGAGGUCUACAGAGGGGCAAAAAAUGACGUCAAAGAGAUCCCAAAGGUUGCAAAGCCCUUAAUUUCUGAGAUGAUCUUUGUGCAAACCAGCAUCACUGCUAUAAGGAAAGGUGCCUUCAGGUACAUGCCCAACCUGACGAAGAUUUUGUUUAUUGGCAACAAGAUCAAGACAGUUGAACCUGGAGCCUUUGAUAGUUUGGAGAAGCUGAAGGACUUGGAGAUAUCUGGUGCCUCCUUAGAAGAACUAGCUGUGGGCACUUUCCAAAACCUCCCAAGCCUGAAGAGGCUGGAGCUGAGAGAGAGCCACCUCAAAUACAUCCCCAAAGGCUUGUUUGAUGGGCUGGAAAAUUUGGAAGAGCUCUCGCUGUACAUCAAUGCAAUUCCUUCUCUUCCAGAAGGUGUUUUUGAUUCUCUUGUCAAUCUAACGUUUUUGGACCUGGCUAGAAACAGGAUCACAACUCUUCCUGGGGAUGCCUUUAGCAAACUGCCCCGGCUGCAAGUCCUCCGGCUGUAUGAGAAUGAAUUGCAGGACCUCCCAGAGGGGCUGCUAGACAGUCAGCUGGGGCUGCUGGAGCUCAGCCUCCAGAGGAACAGGCUCAGGGCACUGCCACCCAUGCUCCUGAGGAGCCUGUCUCACCUGGAGAAACUCCUCUUGGACAACAACCUCAUUGGGGUUCUCCCACCUCAGGGUUUUUUUGGUUUAAACAAAUUGAAGCUGCUGACUCUGGGUUCAAACCACAUUACAGAGCUCCCGUGCUGCCUUUUUGACACCAUGCCACACCUGCGGGAGCUGGACCUGGGCAGGAACAGUCUGGCCACACUUCCAGAUGGCAUCUUUGUCAACCUCACAUCUCUUGGCAAACUAAUCUUGUCCCACAACCAGCUAGCAGCCCUACCAAGAGGAGCUUUCACUGGGCUCAGCAAGCUCUCGGACCUCCAGCUGGACACAAAUCAGCUCUCUGCUCUGGAUGAUGAGGUCUUUGCUUCUCUGCCAAAUCUGAAAACCCUCAACCUUCAGAAGAACCAGCUGGAGAGUGUCCCCCGAGGUCUCCUGGACCCCCUGAAGAAGCUCAGCUCGGUGUAUCUGAGUGGGAACCCAUGGAGAUGUGACUGCAGCCUCUGCUACCUGCGCAGCUGGAUCCUGAGCAACAGUGAGAAGGGCAAGCAGUGA
This is a messenger RNA of Nipponia nippon (crested ibis), 4494 nucleotides long. The record is from RefSeq and is a predicted model, not a curated record. NCBI's taxonomy places the organism in Eukaryota, Metazoa, Chordata, Aves, Pelecaniformes, Threskiornithidae.